CUUAACAUUGCAUUUAUUCAUCCUGAUUUAGGCAUUGGGGGUGCAGAAAGAUUAGUUGUAGAUGCUGCAGUAGGCAUUCAAUCAAAAGGACAUAAAGUUGUAAUGUAUACUAGUCAUCAUGAUCCAAACCAUUGCUUUGAAGAAACAAGAGAUGGUACACUUGAAGUACGUACUCAUGGUGAUUAUUUACCACGCAGUUUAUUUGGUAGAUUUUAUAUCAUAUUUGCUAUUCUUAGACAAUUUGCUUUAGUUUUAUGGAUAUUAAGACAUGAAAAGGACACCUAUGAUGUUAUCUUUGUUGAUCAGUUAAGUGCUUGUGUACCAUUUUUAAAGUGGUUUUCUUCUGCAAAUAUUUUAUUCUAUUGCCAUUUUCCAGAUAAACUUUUAACUAAAAGAGGAUCAAAACUCAAAGAAUUGUAUAGAAUGCCUAUUGAUAAACUUGAAGAAUGGUCUACAGGCAUGGCAGAUACAAUUGCCGUAAAUAGUCAAUUCACAGCUGGUAUGUUUAGACGAUCUUUUCCAGCUAUUUUGAAAAAACCAAAAGUAUUAUAUCCACCUAUCAAUUUUGCUGCAUAUGACAAGGCAGUAGAUUUAUCAGAUCCAUUUGUUCAAUUAAUUGAAACACAUAAAAAGACAAUCGUAUCUAUUAAUCGCUUCGAAAGGAAAAAGAACAUAGAGUUAGCAUUAAGAGCUUUUGCUUUAUUAAGAAAUUUUAUCUCAGAAGAAGAAUUUGUUAAUUACCGACUUGUACUUGCUGGUGGUUAUGAUAAACGUGUAUCAGAGAAUGUAGAGUAUUUAAAGGAAUUAGAUACAUUAGCAACUCAACAAUUUGGACUUGAAACAUUUACAAUUCUUCCAAAUACAAACGAAAAGGCGCCUAAUACAACUCAAGUUUUAUUUUUAUGUUCAUUUAAUGACGCUCAACGUACUUAUUUGCUUGCUAAUUCAACAUUAUUAUUAUAUACGCCUUCUAAUGAACAUUUCGGUAUUACACCUGUUGAAAGUAUGUAUGCCUCUUUACCUGUUAUUGCAGCCAAUAGUGGAGGACCUCUUGAGACAGUCAAGGAUAAAGAAACUGGACUCAUUUUACCACCAGAACCUGAAAUUUGGGCCAAAGGAAUUUAUGAUCUUAUUUCAGAUACCUUUGAUAGAACAAAGAUGGGUAAAAGAGGACGUGAACAUGUUAAAUCAAAAUUUUCUUUAGAAGCCUUUGCAGAUCAAUUAGAAGAUACAUUAGAAGAAGUA
Cokeromyces recurvatus is the source of this 1245-nucleotide messenger RNA. RefSeq names its product alpha-1,3/1,6-mannosyltransferase ALG2. The transcript is spliced from 4 exons. The record is from RefSeq and is a predicted model, not a curated record. NCBI's taxonomy places the organism in Eukaryota, Fungi, Mucoromycota, Mucoromycetes, Mucorales, Mucoraceae. Gene Ontology annotation, molecular function: alpha-1,3-mannosyltransferase activity; GDP-Man:Man(1)GlcNAc(2)-PP-Dol alpha-1,3-mannosyltransferase activity. The annotation marks the transcript as partial.